AUGUAUAGCUCGCAUGCGCACUCACACUUAUCUCGUACCGGUCCCUUUGGGCCCGGUGCGUUCGAUUUUAGAGAGCUCAGCAUGAACAGGCCGAGCAAGCCUGACUACUUUGCUAUGAAGCCUGUCCGUGGGUCCUCCCCCACGGCGAGUCUUGCUGCGGAUCUCUCUCAGAACUUCCAUAUCGAUAUGAGCCCUCAAUUACCAACUCCUCGACGAUCGCUCUUCACCUCGAACCUUUUUGGGACAAUUGAUGGCCGUGAGAGUACUCGAACCCCUCCUCUCCCAUCCUCCUCCCCUGGGGGACUGAAUGAGCGUAUGGACAUUUCGCCGCUUCCACACAAGCAACCAUACUUUGCACAGAUUGAUGUCCAGUCCCCAACCCCAAGAUCCACACCGGACGAAGAAGUUACCAUGGAAUCAUCCCCCCCUCGUGCUGAAUUUGCGGAGGCGCCGAGACCGACAAAUGCGGCCGAACGCCGAAAAUCAAAUUUCACGAGACCGUCACUCAUGCGUACCAAAGGACAUUCCACUGGUAACCUAGCCCCCCGAAGUGCAGACAAUACACUACCCCCCUUCCGCUUCGGUGCUGGGAGUAGCAAAUUGUCGACGACAUCGAUGUCUCUUGAUGAGUGCUUCAUGGGAUCACCAACACAGGAGCGUCGGCCUCAAUCUGCGAAUAGUCCGUCAGUGUCAUCCCUCAUGGCGCCUCCUCGACUUAGCAAACCCUUUGGGAGCAUGUCUGGCCACUCCAUUCGCAACGGAUCACCAAUUGGCCAUCAACAUAGGAGGUCUACAAAUCCGUUAAUUCGUCCAAGAAAGCAAUUCCGCCGGUCAUUGAGCAUGUUCGAGCACCCAGGGGACAUAAUGGCGGGGAAAAAAGAGGAGAUCGCAACAAGCAGUCUACACACUGUAAUGGACCUUGACGAACUUCACCAGCCGGUGCUUCCGCACUUUUUCCAGGAAGGACAGCCAGACAGCAUUCCGCGGAUUACGAAGGAGACGUUGCUCGACGUUCUUGACGGCAACUACAACAGCCACUUUGACCGGCGUAUGAUCAUAGACUGCCGGUUCGAAUACGAGUUCGAGGGAGGUCAUAUCGAUGGUGCCGUCAACUAUAAUGACAAGGAAUUAUUAUCGGACGAACUCUUUGAAACAAAGAAUCCUGGCAAGACCCUUUUGAUUUUCCAUUGCGAAUACUCUGCACACCGAGCACCCAUAAUGGCUCGACACGUCCGAAAACUGGAUCGUGCUACUAAUGCCGAGCAAUACCCUAAGCUCACCUAUCCAGAGGUUUACAUUCUGGAUGGAGGAUACAGCAAUUUCUUUGCCCAACAUCGAUCGCGUUGCUUUCCCCAGAACUAUGUCGAGAUGGAUGCUAAGGAGCAUGCCAAUACGUGUGAGCGGGAAAUGGGUCGACUCCGCCAGAGCAGAACAAAGUUGAGCAGAGCUCAAACCUUUGCUUUCGGACAGGGGCAAGUGGACGAUAGUCCCACGGCGCCGAGUCGGUCGAAGGCGUGUAGUAUGAAUCCAUUAAUAUCUGAAGCGUCCUCGCCAAUGCUAGGAUAUGAUCAGUCACACGUGAGACGCGUCGUCUCAGAAUAG
This is a messenger RNA of Amorphotheca resinae ATCC 22711, 1602 nucleotides long. RefSeq lists its product as hypothetical. NCBI's taxonomy places the organism in Eukaryota, Fungi, Ascomycota, Leotiomycetes, Helotiales, Amorphothecaceae. Gene Ontology annotation, cellular component: nucleus; cytoplasm. The coding region runs from base 1 to 1602 and encodes 533 amino acids. Gene Ontology annotation, biological process: G2/M transition of mitotic cell cycle; positive regulation of G2/MI transition of meiotic cell cycle; positive regulation of G2/M transition of mitotic cell cycle. The transcript is spliced from 4 exons. Gene Ontology annotation, molecular function: protein tyrosine phosphatase activity. The record is from RefSeq and is a predicted model, not a curated record.